AUGGCCUUAGAAGUAGCUCUCGCAUCGUCCGGCCACUCCGCGACGCCGCGAAGAGCUUCUGGAGGCAGCAAGUCGGACAAGAGCGUGUCGCCCGCGCGGCAGCAGCUCGAAUAUACAGCCCAAGAAACGGCCGAUGCCCUCGACCAAGCUGAGCAAGGUAUCGAUGUGGAGAGCGCAGAGAACUUUAGUGACGAUGACGGCUACCAGACGGACAGCAGCGAGUCGGAUUCAGUGUCACUCGUGUCCAGCGCGCGUAACUUCAUCUACGAAAACGGUCGGCGAUAUCACGGCUACAAAAGAGGUGAGAAUGACUACUCGUUCCCAAACGACGACCGAGAGCAGGAUCGGGAGGACCUGAAGCAUGCUAUGUUCUUGCUGCUUUUUAACAAGACCCUCCACUUUGCGCCACUGGAGAACCAGGCGAUGAAAGUGAUAGACCUAGGGACGGGUACCGGUAUCUGGGCUCUUGAUUUCGCUGACCAGUAUCCAUUGGCCGACGUCCUCGGCGUGGAUUUGAGCCCUAUUCAGUCCGAAUUCGUGCCACCUAACCUUCGUUACAUGGUGGACGACGUUGAGGCCGAAUGGCUAUACCCCGUAAACCACUUCGACUACAUCCAUACCCGGCACACCAUCCAAGCAUUCCGCAACUGGCCCCUGCUAUACAGUCGGGCAUUGCAACACCUCAAACCCGGCGCCUGGAUGGAAUGCCAGGAGCUGACCCACUACCCCGAGUGCGACGACGGCAGUAUGGCCCCCGACAACCCCAUCGCACAGUUCUGGGGCUACAUCAUCGCCGCCCUCUCCAACCUCGGCGUCAACCUCCGCCCGCGCCUCGCGGACCUCAUGCGCGACGCCGGUUUCAUCAACGUCACCGAGCGCAUCUUCUACACCCCGAUCGGGCCCUGGCCGAAGAAUAGGGCGUUACAAAAGGUCGGGCUCUACUGGCGCGCGGUGCUGGUGGAGGGCCUCGAGGCGAUUGCGCUGGGCCCGAUGACGAAGGGGCUGGGCUGGCGGAAGGAGGAGGUGGAAGUGUUCUUAGUAGGGGUGAGGAAGGCAUAUUUGGAGAAAGGGACGCAUACGUGGAUGCCGUUUCAUGUGAUUUAUGGGCAGAAGCCUGGGUAUGCAUAA
Molecule: messenger RNA, 1128 nt
Organism: Mytilinidion resinicola
Lineage: Eukaryota; Fungi; Ascomycota; Dothideomycetes; Mytilinidiales; Mytilinidiaceae
Product: S-adenosyl-L-methionine-dependent methyltransferase
Exons: 3
Coding region: 1-1128 (375 amino acids)
Molecular function (GO): methyltransferase activity
Source: RefSeq, a predicted model, not a curated record